AUGCCGGAGCCCCCUCAGCAGGCAGAGGCCGGCUCCCUGCCUGUGGCGGACGCCGCCAGCCCUGCUGCUCGCGUGCGAGCCGCACUCGCCGCGCUCGGCGCCGAUGCACUGCCUGCCGCGGGCCGCGGGGGCCGGAAGCUGGCGGGUGGCGGGGCCGCGGCGGGGCGGAGGGCGCGGCCGUCGAUAUCAGACUACCAUUCUGCAUACCUGGCUGGUGAUGUCACGCCGUCCGACGUGGCCGAGGCGAUCAUCAAGUUCCUGGGGAGCGAGGCGGGUGCUGCGAACUGGCUCUGCGACUUCCGGCCGGACCACCUGCGCGCUCAGGCGGCGGCGGCGACGGCGCGCUACGCGCGCGGCGGGGCGCUGAGCGUGCUGGACGGCGUCCCCUACGGCGUGAAGGACGUCAUCGACGCAUACGGUCACGCCAGCGGCGGCGGCACAACCUUCCUGGCCAAGAUGCGCGGGCCUGUGCUGGACGUAGCCCUGGAGGCGCCGGCAGUGGCGGCGCUACGUAGCCUGGGGGCGCUGCUUGUUGGCAAAACGCAGAUGCAGGAGUUCGGCCUGCUGCCCACCGGCAUAUCCGCGCAGCAGGGGCUGGCGCGCAACCCCCACAGCCCUAACUGCAUCCCGGGGGGUUCCAGCGGCGGUAGCGCCUGCGUCGUCGCGGCCGGCGUGUGCGCGUUCGCCAUCGGCACCGACGGCGGCGGGUCGGUGCGCAUCCCGGCCGCGGUGUGCGGCGUGGUGGGGUUCAAGCCGACGCAGGGCCGCAUGGCCUCAGAGGCGGAGGGCUGCUCCUUGGUCACCCUGGGCCCAAUCGGUGAGCCGCAGCGGCUGCUCGCCGCGCGGCGCCCCAAAGCCUUACCCGCUGUAGCGGCUGCCAGCAGCGUCGUGGCAGAGCGCACGAGCCUGGGAUGA
This is a messenger RNA of Monoraphidium neglectum, 915 nucleotides long. RefSeq lists its product as hypothetical. NCBI's taxonomy places the organism in Eukaryota, Viridiplantae, Chlorophyta, Chlorophyceae, Sphaeropleales, Selenastraceae. Bases 1 to 915 code for a protein of 304 amino acids. Gene Ontology annotation, molecular function: catalytic activity. The record is from RefSeq and is a predicted model, not a curated record. The transcript has 6 exons.